Messenger RNA from Cimex lectularius (bed bug), 4706 nucleotides. It is a transcript of the gene Cap-D2, whose product is annotated as condensin complex subunit 1. NCBI's taxonomy places the organism in Eukaryota, Metazoa, Arthropoda, Insecta, Hemiptera, Cimicidae. The transcript is spliced from 25 exons. Gene Ontology annotation, biological process: mitotic chromosome condensation; meiotic chromosome condensation; mitotic cell cycle. The record is from RefSeq and is a predicted model, not a curated record. Gene Ontology annotation, cellular component: nucleus; condensed chromosome, centromeric region. Gene Ontology annotation, molecular function: histone binding. The coding region runs from base 293 to 4219 and encodes 1308 amino acids.
AAGUUUGUGUUACCGGCUCGAUUUUCGAACGUGGGAGCCAAUCGGUACGAAGAACUAAGAAGGUUGAGCCGGCGGAGCCAAUCGUCACGAGGGUCAACUCGAGCGGGAGAACGGACGAACGUGCAACCUCCCAACUUCACAAACCGCUUCCUAACAAUCGUCAAUCAGUAAACAAAUAACAAACCCCGUUGCUGUGUUCUCGACGUCGCUUCCUCUGCUUCCAAAGCGUUUGAAGACGGAAUCCUUCGCCGCCCCCUUUCCACAGAUAACAUUUAUAAUAUAAAUACUUAGAAUGGACGAAGAAUGGGAUUUUAUGGUCCCUUUACAAAAGGAGGAUUUACAGAAAGAGGAAAGCGGACAGUAUGUCGUCAGAGAAGUAUACAGUAGUGCAGAAGCAUUUAAGAGACUCAAAGAUGUCAAAAAAGAUCUCAAAAACAAAAAUUGUCCAGUGAUUCUUAAACAAUUUGACUCUGUGUACUCCAUUUUUUGUGAUAAUGAAAUAACAAUUUUACAACUCCAGGAAGUAUUUGAUUCUGUUAUCGAACACUUGGUCUCGACAUUGAGAGAUUAUGUCGAAGAUGCUUUAAAUUUUGAUGACCCUUCAGAAAAAAGGCAAGCAGUCAACGUGAUUAAAAUGGUCUUUUAUUUGUUUUUUCUUUUUAUAAAAACUUAUGAAGAAAAACUAGCAGUAAAUGCUGACAAUAAUAUUCCAGAACCAAAGAGAAUGAAAGGGAUGAAGUCAAAAGUCAACAAAAAUCUAAAACCUGAAGACCUUUGGGACUGGGGUGGUAAAAAGAAAUCCAUUUUUGUUGCGAUGUACCCGGUUUUAGAAGCAAGGAUAUCCUGCCUUUGGCCAGACACUGUUGCAGAUGUUCCUUUCGUCAAUAUGAUUGGCAAUUGUUGUUACAAGGCUUACGAAAAUCCAGAUAUAGCUCAGGCCAAAAUGAAACCGUUAGCAAAUUCAAUAGCGCACAUUUUAUCAAUCCUUGUCAUGCAUUAUAACUACGGGUUGACAUUCACCACCAAGGCAAUUCAGUUGAUAAAAUAUCAUGAGCACGUCGCCAGUGCGAUAUCUAGCACAAUUAUCACCAUGGUUACCGAAUACAAAUUAAUGACAGUCUUGCCAAAACUCCUUAAAGAGCUUGUCGACUCAGUCUCUGGAGGAGAGGGUGCAGGACUCGACAAGGCAAUAUCUACGUUGAUAACUGAUUUGGCAGAAAAUGAACCAGACCUGCUGAUCCCAUCUGUAAACAUUCUUUUAAAAAAUCUAACUGUGGAGCCAUAUGCUAUAAGAAAUGCCACAUUGGUCGCCUUUGCAGAAAUAAUUCUUUACAUCCAUGGAAAACAAUCAUCAGCGACAUCAGAGGAAAAAGAAAUGAAAAUGAAGCUGUUUGAAUUGCUUCACAACCACAUAAGAGAUCAGAACUCUUAUGUUAGAUCGAAGGUACUUCAACUCUGGGUAAAAUUAGCUGCACAACGUGCUGUGCCGAUGGAUGUCCUUCUACCUGUGUUGCAAACUACCAAGGGCAGGCUAAACGAUAAAAGUUGUUUUACUGUUAAAAACGCCAUCUUGUUCUUUACCACUGCUCUCAAGGAGAACCCGUAUGCAGGAAAACUCAAUAUUGUUGAAAUACAAAAUGAGCUAGUCAAAGAAAAAUUGGAGCUGCAAGCACUUUCGACAAAGUUGACCAUUUCUUUAGAAGAUGCAUGGAGAUUGUUAGAAGGCGAUCUAAUUCUAGCUUUAACAAAUCACUUUAACGAAAAUGAAGACGAGGAACUGACUGAACUUCCAUCGACACAAAGCGUUUCCGUCAAAGAUGUGAUGUUAAUAAUUAAAAGCCUAAUACAAGAGAAGCAUUUCGUCGAUGCGUACAAUCUUCUAAAACAAAGCGAGGUUCAAUUUCCAACGUCAAAAGAAAUAAGGUGCAAUUUAGAAACAGUAGAUAAAGUUGAAUAUUACAAAGUGACGUUUAAAAAAAUUUUCAUGAACACCAAUGACAAAUCUGAUACACUAACGGGCAUUAAUUUUUCCGAUGAAUAUGAAAAACAACAGUCUAUUGUUUCUUAUAAUGAGGAAACAUACAAAUUUACUCAUCUUAUUACUGAAGCUAGUAAAGAUAUUGAAAAGGUCUUAAAAGUAAAAAAUCAAAUUGAAAUGGUAGAGGCCAUCGAUUUUUUCACCACAGCUUUCCAGUUUGGCAUUGCUGAUUCCAGAAGAGUAGUGAGGUCAAUAUUGACUCUUGUCCAUUGCGAUGUUUCUGGUAUAAAGGAUGCAGUGACAAAUGCGUAUAAAACUCUUUAUCUUUACUCGAGUAAGCCAACACCCAAGAUGCAAGCAAUACAUGUUGCUCAAAGGCUUAUUAAGUUGAUAAAAGAGCUUGACAUGAUGCAAAAAUUAGCCCUGGGUGAACUUAUGUCACAGUGGAUGACAAACAACGAUUUAAACAAACAAUUCAUUCAAGUCUUGUGGGAAAAGUUUGCAGUGCAGGACAAUCAAAAUGUUGAUAACCGUAUUGCUGCUCUUAUGCUUCUCGACCUAAUGGCAAACCACAACAACUCCUUAGUUGCUUCAAAUAUUCCUGUACUCAUCGAAUUCGGCUUGUCUGAUGAAACUACCAACCUUGCUAUUGUUGAAUAUACGUGUUCAAUGAUUGGGAAAUACGGGCUAACGAAAAGCGAAGGAAAAUAUAUUAGAUUGUACUCGGACAACGCAAUUUUUGACAAGGCUGUCAAUUGCCUCGUGGCAAACUUUAACAAGUUUCCCUCCAAGGGUUACAUUCCGAUGUCCAUCGCUAUCAUAAAUAUGGUGUUCAAAUUGUGCUGUUAUCCUGAGAAGGUCACAGACAAAAUUUUGAUUUCCUUGUACAACAAAAUGUUUGAAAUGGACAACAAUAGUAAUUUAGGUACAAAUGAAUCACAAGAAAAUGAAGACAGGGUGAUAUAUAAUGAAAGUUUAUUGAAAAGAUUACUCCAUAUAUAUAGUGAAAUAAUAUUCAGGAAAUUUAUUUACUUGGAAAAAGAUGUUCUAACUUGCUUGAAGAAAUCAAAAACGACACAUGACAAUGACCACAAUUCUGAUUCCGAUGAUGAAGACGAAAAAUUAUAUAGGCAAGAUAAUGAAGAGGCUGCAGCUGAACAUAUUGUAUCUUCUACACAGCAGAUUUGUGAACAUUUGAUCAACGACAGCUCAACAUUAGAAUUCCACUUGAAAGAACUUGUAGUAAAAAUAUGUAAAAAUUUCAACUCUGAUACGGUGAAAAUAAGCAUUGACCUUCUUUCAUCUGCAACGGUGGCUUUGGCGAAACUGAUGAUGGUGUCUCAAAACUUCUGCAAACAGCAUAUUCAACUGUUCAUAACUAUGAUGACAAAGAGCAAACAUAAUGCGGUGCGUCAAAUUUUGGUCCUUGGCUUUGGUGACAUCUUGAUGCGAUAUCCAAACGUUGUCGAGCCAUGGUCACAACAUAUCUACUCCAGGCUGAAAGAUCCAUCGACGUCAGUAAGAAAAAAUGUUGUCAUUAUACUGAAACAUUUGAUUCAAAGGCAAAUGAUAAAAGCAAGAGGUCAGAUGUCAGAGCUGUGCCUUUGUCUUGAAGAUUCAGACACAUCCAUUGCAGAGAUGGUUCAGAGUCUGUUGAUCGAUCUUUCUCAACAAGGGAACUCCCUUUACAACAUUAUUCCAGAUAUAAUAUCAAGGCUUGUAAAUAGGGAAGAGCCUAUAGAAGACGAGGUCUUCAAGAGAAUCAUGAAGUUUAUAUUGAAAUUGAUAAGUAAAGAAAGACAAAGCGAGCAAAUUAUUGAGAAAAUUUGUAUAAGGAUGAGGGAAACUAAUGUCGAGAGUCAGUGGCGAAAUCUUGCAUUUUGUCUUAACCAGCUCAGCUUCAACGAGAAGAGUCUUAGAAAGCUUUGCGACAUCAUCCCACAUUUCAAAGAGAGGCUCAUGUGCAAAGAGGUGUACAACUCAAUAGUCGCCAUUUUCAACACGGCCAACAAAUCUGUGAACAAGCCGCAGCUGAAGGAAAUUGCCAAUGAAGGCCUGGAUCUAAUCGAUGAUCUCAUCACUUACAAAGAUGGCUCCAAGAAGAAAACACAAGCAGCAGACGAAGAUGCUGAUGGGAACGACAACGAAGAUGUGUUUUGUACACCUAGAAAACCCAUACCAUCUAUCACUCCAAGGAAAACAAGAACACGCAAUCCAAAAUCAGCCAAGAAAGCCAGAUGAUAGUAAAUAGGGAAAAGUCAAUAUUCGUAAAAUAUAUUGUAUUUUAUUAUAAAUUAAUUGCCUACAUAUGUUCUAAAAAAAUUUCUAAAUUAUACUAAGCAUUAAAUAAUUUAUUUCAUGUAUAUUAAAUAUUUUAAUGGAGCUGCAACACAAGAGAUAUCAGUCCCCAGUGUUCCAGGGUUUUUCCAUUGAAAACACCCUUUAGGAAGUACAUAGAGACCAAAUUCAGGGCAGCUGAGAUUCGAACCCAAGACUUUCUAAUGAUGAGUUACCGUGUCAAUGCCUUAACCAUUGCAGCUUCCGGCACUCUUUUUAAAUUUAUUUAACAGAAUAUUUUAUCGGUUAAAACAAAACAAAAAUGUUAAAUUCAUAUCAUUGCUUUCAAAAUUAUUACUUUCAUAUUUACUCUGCUGUUAAAUUUUGUUAUAUGUGUCAAACAUCUAUUUUGUGUGCAAUUUGGUAUUAAAUUACUACAAGACUACAAUUA